Molecule: messenger RNA, 8235 nt
Organism: Zalophus californianus (California sea lion)
Lineage: Eukaryota; Metazoa; Chordata; Mammalia; Carnivora; Otariidae
Gene: DISC1
Product: DISC1 scaffold protein
Exons: 13
Coding region: 79-2676 (865 amino acids)
Biological process (GO): cilium assembly; neuron migration
Cellular component (GO): centrosome; microtubule; mitochondrion
Source: RefSeq, a predicted model, not a curated record
GUCGCUUCCCCCCUCCGCGGGCCUCGGGGCGCACGGAGCCUGCCCACCGCCGAAGAGCUGGAGGAGCCGGUGGGGCGCAUGCUGGGCGGGGGACCUCAAGGCGUCCCGGCCGGGGGCGGCGGGGGCCACCGAGCAGGUGGCCAGGAUUGCUUACGACCUGCAGCGACCUUUCUUCGGAGGAGGCGCCUGGCACGGAGGCCGGGCUACAUGAGAGGCGCAGCCGGGCCCCAGAUUGGGUUCCUCUUCCCAGGGGCGGCCGCUCCGUUACGGGCCCAGGGAGGGGCGUGCGGUGAGGAGUGCCACCAGUCUGAGUCCAGGGCCGGACAGUGUGGCCGCGAUCCUGGAGGCCAGCGGCGAGGCCCCUCAGUUGGGAGCCUUGUUCCUAGGAGCACAGCAGCCUCGGCUCCGACCCCCGUGGGCUGCCUCGGCCUGGCUCUGACCCCUGUAAGAGGACCCCCAGGGCUCUUUGGGAUUCAACUCAGAGCUGCCCCCACACUACCUGCCAGGCCGGCCAGGUCGUGUGGCCCUGGGGACGCUGGGGGGCAGGAGGAGCUCCCGUCCAUGGACAGUUCCGAGGCUCCCGGCCUUGGCUGGCGUGCUGCCAGGGGUGGAAGAGCAAAGGGUUCCUGGACAAAAGGCCAUCUGGCCCCAGAGGAGGUGACUGGCAACAGCUGCAGCCUCGGAAGUGGCCCCAGGGUCCCCUCAGCCCCUGCCGGCUCUCAGGACGCCUUUACUUCAAGCUUUAGCUUCAUACGGCUCUCGCUUGGCUCUGCUGGGGAGCGUGGAGAGGCGGAGGGCCGCCCGCCCUCCAGAGAGGCCGAGGCCCCUUGUCAGAGCCCCGAGGAGACGGAAGCCACGGCUGCCAGCCUGGACAGGCCACACGAACACCCUCGACUUCUCUCUCCCCACUUGAGUCUCAAGACUGCUCAGCACCUGGCAGACUCUGCGCAGGCCGCAGGGGGCAGCCGCGGGCCGGAGAGGGAGCCGCUUUCCUUACUGGACACGGACACCGCCUCCUUCUGCUCCCCGGGCCCCUCCUGGCCUGUGGGCAGCAGCUUGGGGGACUCUCAGCGCUGGGAUACCCUGCUCAGGAGGUGCGAGCCCGUUCUCCUGGACUGCCUGCUGAGCGACCAGAGGUGGCUGGAGGUAAAAUCCCUAAGAUUAAAGCUUCAGAAACUUCAAGGAAAAGCAGUUGAAGAUGAUGAUUAUGAUAAAGCUGAGGCACUGAGACACAGACUGGAAGAACUGGAGAAAGAGAAGAGCAGCUUGCACUUCCAGCUUCCUUCCAGGCAGCCGGCCCUCUGCAGCCUCCUGGGCCACCUGCACGCACAGGCCCAAGCCGCAGUGCGCCUCAGGGCCACUCAGCCGGCCGGCGGUGAUGACCCCCACGCCCCACCCAGAAUGGAGCCGAAGCUAUUGGAACCCACUGCUCAGGACACCCUGCAUGUGUCCAUCACCAGACGAGACUGGCUUCUUCAAGAGAAGCAACAGUUGCAGAAAGAAAUCGAAGCUCUCCAAGCAAGAAUGUCUGUGCUGGAAGCAAAAGAUCAGCAGCUGAGAAGGGAAAUAGAAGAGCAAGAGCAACUCCUCCCAUGGCAGGGCUGCGACCUGACCGCCCUGGUCGGGGGGCUGUCCCUGGGCGAGCUGCAGGAAGUCAGCAAGGCCUUGCAUAACACGCUGGCCUUAGCCAACCAGAUUCCGCUCUGUGCAGAACCACCUGAAACCAUAAGGAGCCUCCAGGAGCGGAUAAAAUCCCUCAACUUCUCACUUAAGGAAAUCCCUGCUAAGGUGUGUAUGAGUGAGAGACUCAGUAGCACUCUCAGGAAGAAAGUAAAUGACAUCGAAACCCAACUCCCGGCGUUGCUUGAAGCCAAAAUGCUUGCUGUAUCAGGAAGCCAUUUCUCUACAGCCAAGGAGCUCACAGAGGAGAUUAGAUCAUUAACAGCAGAAAGGGAAGGGCUGGAGGGACUCCUGGACAAGCUUCGGGUGCUGAGUUCCAGGAAUGUCCAAAAGCUGGGCAGUGUUAAGGAAGAUUACAGCCGACUGAGAAGGGAGCUGGACCAGGGGGAAGCUGCCUACGAAAUGGGUGUGAAGGAAAAUGCUCUGAAGUACAUGGAAAUGCUUGAGGAUAAGCUGCGUAGUUGCAAGUGUCCACUGCUUGGAAAAGUGUGGGGAGCUGACUUGGAAGCUUGUCGGUUGCUUGUCCAAAGCCUACAGCUCCAGGAGUCCAGGGGCACACUGUUUGCAGAAGAUGAGAGGCAGACAGAUGACUUCGUAGGAGCCAUCUGUCCAACCACUCCUGCCAUCUCCCCCAAGCUCCACUCUGAAGUUGAGAAGAAGACCCCUUUGCAGGCCUUCGAGGACUGGAAGGCUCACCUGAGCCCAUCUCCGUACUUUGCUGGCCGCGAGCAGAAAGAGGAAUCUUGCAUCCUUUCUGCAGAACUUGGAGAAAAAUGUGAAGCCAUAGACAAGAAGUUAUUGUACUUAGAAGAUCAGCUUCACACGGCAAUCUAUAGCCAUGAUGAAGAUCUCAUUCAGUCUCUCAAGAGGGAGCUCCAGAUGGUGAAGGAAACUCUGCAGGCCAUGAUCCUGCAGCUCCAGCCAGCAAAGGAGGCGGGAGAGAGAGAGGUUGCAGCUUCCUGUGUGACAGCUGGUGUCCGGGAAGCGCAGGCCUGAGGCGGGACAGGAUGCAGGGGGAGGAGGGUCAGCGCCCACAUCAUCGACAUGGGUGCACGGGAGGCCUCUCUCACGUCCCUGGCAUGGCCAGUGUGCCUGAAUCCAUUACAGACACAGGGCCCCGAGGGCUCCCUGCCCCGAGGGUCCCUCUUUGUGCUCCUGGGGCUGAGAGCAGGGAGACCACACAUUGGAAUAUGGAGGGGGACGAUCUGCUGGAUUUCCUUCCAAGUGUCAGCCAGAGGCACAUUUCCCGCAUUGCUCAUGGGAGCAUCCUAUACAGGACUUGAAAAUCUUCUCAUCUCAGCUCCCAUUAGACAGAAGCUGGGGUUGAAUUCUGCUAGAAAAAUGUCUCUUUUCCUGUACCACUUGCUUUCUGUUGCAAUUAAAGUAUCUCCUGAUUUAAGAACCUGUAAAGAGGAAACUAAAUGUAAGUAUCACCAUACCUGUUAUACUUUCCUACAGGCACAUGAUCUAAGGGAGCUAAUUAACCCCAGGAUCUGGAAUUAACAGCUUUUCACCUUCUCCUGUGAUUCACUAUAAUCUCAGAAGAAUACAUAUGAAAAACUCCAAAAGACCUUGCUUUAAAGUAACAACCUGUCAAUGAGGUGCAUUCUUUUGAUUUUCCUAUUAUGGCAACACCUGUUUCUACCGAAAGGGUCCCUGAUGUUUCACCAGGACCUCCUGGAAUUUGCCCACAAUGACAGCAGGAAGGGAGCAGGGGCAUGAAGGGAUCAGAUGACAAGUUUAAACUUCUGGGACUCUCCUCUUUUCCUCCCUAACCUGUUCCACUCAGUGCCAGGCAGGACAUGGAUGUGGACACCUUCAUUCAGUACAGUGCAGUAUUCAGUAAGAGAGUGCAUAUACUCAGGAAGGCAGUGCAUACUCAGUAGGGAAGUACAGUACUCAGGAAGGCAGUGCAUACUCAGGAAGGCAGGGUAGUACUCAGGAAGACAGUACAUACUCAAGAAGGCAGUGCAGAACUCAGGAAGGCAGGGCAUACUCAGUAGGGAAGUACAGCACUUAGUAAGGCAGUGCAGUACUCAGGAAGGCAGGGCAUACUCAGUAGGGAACUACAGUACUCAGGAAGGCAGUGCAGUACUCAGGAAGGCAAUACAGUCUCAGGAAGGCAAUGCAGUACUCAGGAAGGCAGUGCAUACUCGGGAAGGCAGUGCAGUACUCAGGAAGGCAGGAUAGUACUCAGGAAGGCAGUGCAUACUCAGGAAGGCCGGGCAUAGUCAGGAAGGCAGUGCAGUACUCAGGAAGGCAGUGCAUACUCAGGAAGGCAGCACAGUACUCAAGAAGGCAGUGUAGUGCUCAGGAAGGCAGGGCAUACUCAGUAGGGAAGUACAGUACUCAGGAAGGCAAUGCAGUACUCAGGAAGGCAAUGCAGUACUCAGGAAGGCAGGAUAGUACUCAGGAAGUCAGUGCACACUCAAGAAGGCAGUGCAGUACUCAGGAAGGCAGUGCAUACUCAGGCAGUACAGUACUCAGGAAGGCAGUGCAGUACUCAGGAAGGCAAUGCAUACUCAGUAGGGAAGUACAGUACUCAGGAAGGCAAUGCAGUACUCAGGAAGGCAGGAUAGUACUCAGGAAGUCAGUGCACACUCAAGAAGGCAGUGCAAUACUCAGGAAGGCAGUGCAUACUCAGGCAGUACAGUACUCAGGAAGGCAGUGCAGUACUCAGGAAGGCUGGGCAUACUCAGUAGGGAAGUACAGUACUCAGGAAGGCAAUGCAGUACUCAGGAAGGCAGGAUAGUACUCAGGAAGGCAGUGCAUACUCAGGAAGGCUGGGCAGGUCAGGAAGGCAGUGCAGUACUCAGGAAAGCAGUGCAUACUCAGGAAGGCAGUACAUACUCAGGAAGGCAGGAUAGUACUCAGGAAGGCAGUGCAUACUCAGGAAGAUAGCACAGUACUCAGGAAGGCAGUGCAGUACUUAGGAAGGCCGGGCAGGUCAGGAAGGCAGUGCAGUACUCAGGAAAGCAGUGCAUACUCAGGAAGGCAGUGCAGUACUCAGGAAGGCAGGAUAGUACUCAGGAAGGCAGUGCAUACUCAGGAAGGCAGUGCAGUACUCAGGAAGGCAGUGCGAUACUCAGGAAGGCUGGGCAUACUCAGUAGGAAAGUACAGUACUCAGGAAGGAAAUGCAGUACUUACAAAGGCAGUGCAUACUCAGGGAGGCAGCACAGUACUCAGGAAGGCAGCAUAGUACUCAGGAAGGCAGUGCAUACUCAAGAAGGCAGUGCAGUCCUCAGGAAGGCAGUGCAUACUCAGGAAGGCCAGGCAGGUCAGGAAGGCAGUGCAGUACUCAGGAAGGCAGUGCAUACUUAGUAGGGAAGUACAGUACUUAGUAAGGCAGUGCAAUACUCAGGAAGGCAGGAUAGUACUCAGGAGGUCAGUGCACACUCAAGAAGGCAAUGCAGUAUUCAGGAAGGCAGUGCAUACUCAGGUAGUACAGUACUCAGGAAGGCAGUGCAGUACUCAGGAAGGCAAUGCAUACUCAGUAGGGAAGUACAGUACUCAGGAAGGCAAUACAGUACUCAGGAAGGCAAUGCAGUACUCAGGAAGGCAGUGCAUACUCAGGAAGGCAGUGCAUACUCAGGAAGGCAGUGCAGUACUCAGGAAGGCAAGAUAGUACUCAGGAAGACAGUGCAUACUCAGGAAGGCUGGGCAGGUCAGGAAGGCCGGGCAUAGUCAGGAAGGCAGUGCAUACUCAAGAAGGCAGUGCAGUACUCAGGAAGGCUGGGCAUACUCAGUAGGGAAGUACAGUACUCAGGAAGGCAGUGCAUACUCAGGAAAGCGUGCAGUACUCAGGAAGGCAGGAUAGUACUCAAGAAGGCAGUGCAGUACUCAGGAAGGCUGGGCAUACUCAGUAGGGAAGUACAGUACUCAGGAAGGCAGUGCAGUACUCAGGAAGGCCAGGCAUAGUCAGGAAGGCAGUGCAUAGUCAGGAAGGCAGCGCAUACUCAGGAAGGCAGUGCAGUACUCAGGAAGGCUGGGCAUACUCAGUAGGGUAGUAUAGUACUCAGGAAGGCCGGGCAUAGUCAGGAAGGCAGUGCGGUACUCAGGAAGGCAGUGCAUACUCAGGAAGGCCAGGCAUAGUCAGGAAGGCAGUGCAUACUCAGGAAGGCCAGGCAUAGUCAGGAAGUCAAUGCAUACUCAGGAAGGCAGUGCAUACUCAGGAAGGCCAGGCAUAGUCAGGAAGUCAAUGCAUACUCAGGAAGGCAGUGCAUACUUAGGAAGGCCGGGCAUACUCAGGAAGGCAGUGCAUACUCAGGAAGUCAGUGCAUACUCAGGAAGGCAGUGCAUACUUAGGAAGGCCGGGCAUACUCAGUAAUGUGGGGCAUUGUAGGCCCCUCCUUGCUGAGGCAGCUGUAAAGCAGGCUAAGGUUCAAUUAGGCAGCACUUCAGAGUUGCACUGAGGAAGGCAGCCUCCGAGAGAUGCUCCAGGAAUGAACGGGUCUCCCUCAGUCAAAUACGUUUGGGGAAUCUGCCAUGCCAUAAUUGCCAGCUGGAGAGCCACAGUGCACAUUAGCAUAUUUGACUAGGACAGAGCUCAGUAAAGAAACCCACUUGAUUUUUUUUUUUUUUUUUUUUUUGGUCUAACCCAGACUUCCCAAGUUUAAUGGAUCAUAGAUUUUAUUUAAGUCCUAUUAAUAAUCCCACCAAUCUUGUGUUGGGCAGGCCUGCAUUCUCUGGGGAAGUCAUGGUCCAAAUACAGAUUUCCAUCAUGUGUAUAGGUGUGCUAGCAACCGGAUUCAAGCUUUUGCAGUGUCUAGCUUGGUAACUACAUGCUAGUGUUUGUGCUUCUAAUUGACUUAUUGGGUUUUUUGUUUGUUUCUGUUCUCAUUUAUCCUUAUAAGAAUAGUGAUGGUCCUGCUUUCAUUAGGAUCUGUGGACCAUGGACAGUUCUUGUCAUUUCCUGAAGUCACGCUGUCACUUCCGGAAGGCAGCUGGUGCUUUGCUAAGCCUCCCGUGCUGGGCAGUACUUCCAUCCUCAAAGAGAUACCCUGCUUAAGCCGGCAACUGGCCAGGGUCCAGGGAACAAAGCAAAAGCACAGUAUGUGAAUUUGCUGUGUUUCAUCAGUUUUAUCUUCAGCAUUUAAAAAUAUGUAUAUAUACUGUAUAUAUUUCAAUAAUAAGUAUAUUUUAUUUCUAGGAAUUCUUGGUUUUUUAAUAAUGAGCCAAAUUAGUGAAUUAUUUAUAAUCAUGUCUAAAAAAUAUUGUGUACUAGUCACAUGGCACUUGGAAUCCUCGAAUCCCUGAAUUAAUUCCAAUGGAGCAAAACUGGGCAAGAAUCAGGAUUGACUGUAUUAGCAAUAAUGAAUGUCUACUUUGACAUACAUCAUUUUUAAAAGGCCCCCGGACACAAGACAUCUGAACAGUCACUAACCCAGUGGUGUGUGUUACUUAGACACCAUCAUGAAUAUUUCUGUGAGGUCAUGAUGUAUUUGAACAUUCUGGAAGCUAAUAAGAGCUGUGAGUAUACGCCAUAUAAGAAUUCUCUGGUACCUGUGGUUGGGCAGUGUGUUCAAUUCCUCUUUGAGAUGCUUGAACAAGUCUAAGUUUUGGGGCAGGUGAAUGAUGCUUUAACCACAUAGUGCAACCCCUCCCUAGCCUAUGCUGGUGUCAGAGUCAGCCAGGAAGGCUGCUAAAGACCAGGGCAUAUCCUCUGGCCACACUGUCUCCUCAGGACAAGUGCCCUCUUCAGCCACCAUGACCUUGGAAGACCCAGGGUUGUGUAUCCCAAACCAUAACAUGGGCCAAUUUUUGCCAGGGUUGAAUUUAAAAGCAACGAAUUGAAGCUUUUACGGAGAUAGUCAAGACCACAAGCCACAGUGCAGAUUGAAAAUGGUGACAUGGAGUCUGAUAUCACCGUGAUGCGGUGUGAGAGAAUGAGUCGCAGGUGCAUUAUCUCAUUGAAUUCUCAAAUCAGCCUUAUGAGGUAGGUGUCUGUAGAUGACAAAACAGAACUUUCCUCAAGGCCCGGAGCUGGGGAGGGGUGCAGUGACAGUAGGGGUCAGACACAGGUGGAAUGCAUCUCAUUGCCGCUCUUCCUAAAGUGCCUUCAAGGUCUUUCUGAGACCUCGAGCCAGGGAGGUUAUUUGCUCACUUAAGAACACAUGGUCACCUUGGGGAUCCUGCUAGGGAAACCUCAGCUUCCCACACCCCCAGCUAAGCCUCACUAUGCUGCAGCCAUGAACUCUAGCUCAGCUCAGACAGGUUCCAACAGACCGACCCCGCUCUGCACUCCCCCUCCCCCAUGUCCUAACCAACCAUUCAUUCUCAGUCCACCACGAAAGCCACGCCAGGAACAACCACUUACUGCCUGGUAAUGGGCAGAUUUUCUUGAAAACCCCUAUUCAACUGGUAUUUUUCAGAAAGCAUUCGAGAAAGCAACAUUGUGCCCCUUAGUCAACGCCUUCUUGUAUAAGUGAUUCAGUACUUUUAUUUUUAAUAUCCUCACCUUAACUGAUCUUUGGAUUUUGUCAUAUAAUUUAUUGCUUCAUAAAUUUCAUCUUUUUGUUAUAGGAUGAUUGAUUGUACAGUUACAUCACACAAAA